Molecule: messenger RNA, 3753 nt
Organism: Solenopsis invicta (red fire ant)
Lineage: Eukaryota; Metazoa; Arthropoda; Insecta; Hymenoptera; Formicidae
Exons: 9
Coding region: 517-2595 (692 amino acids)
Molecular function (GO): protein binding
Source: RefSeq, a predicted model, not a curated record
CGUCGAAUAUUUUUCUUAGUUCGACGCGCGCCAUUGUUCGAUCAUCGACAUUACUCGCGCUUACGUUUCGCUUUUAUAAAUCGCAUUUUCCGAUCCGGAGUAACGAUCGAUGGAAAUAGUAUACGUUGGUGUCCUGGUCGGCUCGGCACCUCUGGUCAGCAUAUGAGGCUGCAGCGUUGUCUCCAGAUCGUUUUAGCGCGGCCAGAUACAAUGCGCGACAAUAAUUCGAAAGUGAUCGCUGUCCGCGCGAAUUACGUGCAUUAUGUGCACGCAUUAUAUUUCUACGAUGUCCGGAGCGGAGGAUCGAGCAUGAUCUGGGACAUCGUUUCGACGUUAAUGGGCGGAUCAUCAAUCGCGUGGGCGUUCCAAUCGAGCAACGUUAUGUAAAUGCUUCUCACCCGACACCCGACAAUUCUGGUGAACGAUGACACUAAUGGUUAAUACCAACGGCUUUCAGCCAGAAAUUAAUAAUCCGGUGUUCCGGAAGAAUAGAUUGCAACGUGAGCCACCACGGUCAUGAUCUUGAGCGAAACGCUCACGGACUCCAGUUUCUUGGCUAUCGCACCGUCUAAGAUCGAAUUUAAACCGCCUAUGACGGAGACCCGACCUUCGACGAUGGUAGGUGGUCGUAGGGUGAAGCAUGCGACGAGCAAUGAAACCACCACCACGUCCAUGGUCACCGGCGGCGUUACCAAUAGGAGCGACAACAACGUCGUUGUCUCCACUGUACAACCGACCACCACUCAGCAAAAAGUCCGACGAAUCUUCGAGGAGCAAGCCAGGUGGCAAGAAAGCGGCUCACGCAGACGCGUGAAAAGCACAUCAUCGGGCACUGCCUACUGCCUGGUUAACAACUACAACAUCGUCGCUUCUAGGGGCGAACUUGCUCGAAAUAACCGCGCCGCGAGUGAAACGACGACGACGACCAGCGUCACUACCAAGAGACGAACGUCGUCGCUCGUAAACGGAAGAAUCCAUUCCAAGGAGGAGACCGCUCGGAGCGGCAUCCUCGCUGCAGAGGAGUCAAGGAAGCUAAAGGACGUGUCUAAAGAUUCGACGAGAUCAGGCAUCUCAAGGGGCAUCCAGCGAGGUAUUAUCAAAUCCGCUUCCGUGCCUAAGGACUUGAAGGAAGGUCUUCCAGUGAGGGAAAGAACACUGCAACGGGUGCCGGAGGAGGGCAUCCUGAAGAAGUCUUCCGCCUUCCUGGCGAGUUUAGCGCAUCAUCAUCCUUCCAGCAAACUCGCCGAGAGGAAUUUGCCGGACGACGAGUUGGCCAAAUUCCUCAGGCCAACGAAUAGCUACGAGCUUCGCGAUUCUUCCACCUCGAGAUAUACUAGUCUCAAGAGAUACUUCCUGACGGACGGCGACGAUAACGUCGGCUUGUGUGCCCUGCGGCCAUCACCAAGCGUCCAAACGUUAUCGACGAGCUUAAAGAAAAAAAGCGUUGGGGUGAAGAAGUCGGUCUCCUUUAGCUCUGACACCAGUUUCCAAGAGAAACGUGUGCCAUACCGAAAGCCUGCCGUCCACGAAGUCAAAGUCUACCGUAAAGGCGUGCUUCAAGACCACGUACGCAAAGAGACGAUCAAACCAAAAGUGCCGCCCUCGUGGGAAACACCCUCUGGGGGCCCUACGGCCCUUCUGAGGGCCGCCAGAGAGGCGGACGACACCGGUCUCAAAGAAAUCGUCGCGCAGGCUCGGAAAGUAGGCCUGAAAGGUAUGGACGUCAACGUGGUCGACAGCAGUGGGAGGACGGCCAUAAGUUACAUGGCUGGGAACGGCGCGGCGACGAUGCUCGAGCUGGCGCUCUCUUUCGAAGGUGUGGACCCGAAUCUACCCGACAAUGAGGGUAACACGCCGCUACAUUUUGCCGCCCAGGCCGGACAGACCGAAUGCCUCAACAUCCUUCUGGAGAGGUGUCCGGACAUCGAGGUGGACGCUAGAAAUACCUUGGGUUUCACGCCACUCAUGAAGGCCGCCCUUCAAGGUAGAACCAAAUGCGCGAAGAUUCUUCUGUUUGCCGGUGCAAACCCUACACUACGUGAUCACGGCAGAGGACUGCGAGCGGAACAGUGGGCGAGGUUUUGCGGCAGAUACGUGUGCGCCGAGAUGAUCGAGAGAUUCGCGAGACAUCGUCUGUUGGAGAGAACGACGUCCUGUCGUUGGGGUAGCGAGCCCGAGCUAGCUGCGAAAGUGUUGCAAGGAAAGGUACGCAUAGCGCGAUAUAUCGAGCCUCUUUCUAAUCGGAUCUCUUUCCGUUCGAAUGACAUAAAUCCUAUGCAAACUAUGCCAGGUGACGCCUAUACCUACGACGCCUCUGCCGCAAUCCUCGGGAUUGAAGUCGAAAAUAAGAAAAGUCUUCCGCACCACCUCCAGCCCCGAUCGAACCUUCUCUCUGGUGUCGCAACUCACCAGCGCGGCUCUCUGCGCGAGCAGUCCGGCUCUACCGAAACCGUCACCUGUUGUAAAAAGUCUUCUGCGACCGUUGAGCGUGCCUCAAUUAAGGUGCGACGUUCGUCAAGGAAUUCAAAACUUGACGAUCGAUACUUAAUAAUUCACUUUUUUUUUACAAUUUCGAAAAUUUUAGACGUUUAUUAAAAAAUUACAAGCAGCUUCAGAAAAUAUGUAACGUUUUUAAUAUUAAAGUAUUAAAACAUUAACUUUGGAUUUCUUCUUUAAAUUACGUUUAUAGAUAACCAAGUAACUUAGAUUCUAAGCUAAAUGUGAGGCCACGGGAGAAAAUAAAGGCUCAUUUGCUGCCACUUUGCAGGGUGACGUUGGUUUCGCAGCAGGACUUCCUGGAGAAGACCUCCGAAAAGUACGGGACGAAUUUCACGGAUAAGAUCGAGAACUCCAUCCCGAAGCCGCCACGCUCGAAGAAGAAGAGCAAGUAGUCGAACGUAAAGCUUUCGCGGUCACGACCACAGGCCGCAUUUAAUCGUCCGCUUCGCAUUGAACACGCGCGAAGGGGAAGAUUACUCAAGUCUGCUUGACGUAAAGCAGCGAGACGGACAGAGUGUUCGUGGUCUAUUCGAGAUCAUUUACGUGUUAUCCGAUUCCGUUGUUGCCUGCAACCGGCCGAUCGUCUCUCGGCCGGAAACGCGGUCCCUCAAGUAGGUCGUAGGUUGUUCGUUUUUACCUCGUCAAGAAAUAUUAGCGAUGCAUUUCACCCGAAGGACGUUUGCGGGAAUCAGGAGGGUGAGCCUUCGAAACCCGAUCGCUCCCGAUUAAUCACGGAUUUCCAGUCCACGGCUGCCGUUGAAGUGUUGUCAUAUUUACGACACGCGUACUCAAGAUUGUUUUCGAUGUAAACCGCCGCCGCAGCCGGACGUAUAAACAUUCGGAACAGUCGGAUCUUAUUUUUAGUUUAGACUUGUAAUGGAUCGUGGCGGAACGCGGCGCGCGAGCGCGGUUUGCAUACGGGAGAUCGCAAAGUUGCGAUUGAAAGAUCACGUUGGACGACCGUGAUAUCUGCGAGAGAUCAUGAUAUUCCUCCUCCUCCUCACGUCGCCGCAGUAAAUGAGAAUCUCGAUUUUUUUUUUGAGAAAUGCGAAUAGUGUAACUUGAAGCAUGCGCUGCCGUCGGAGCAAAACCUCGGGGAUUUUUACUGAUUAAAGUGUUAAAGAUGAUCGAACGAACUUGCGAUAAACGUCGCAGGUUUCUCCCUAACUUAUAAUACACACGUUUUACGUACAAGAUUUUAUAUCGAUGCAGUUACUGUCAAAUGGUUGUUUAAAUAAAUGUCUUAUUAAUCAA